This is a messenger RNA of Cucurbita maxima (winter squash), 2703 nucleotides long. RefSeq names its product ent-copalyl diphosphate synthase, chloroplastic. Gene Ontology annotation, molecular function: terpene synthase activity; magnesium ion binding. Gene Ontology annotation, cellular component: chloroplast. Gene Ontology annotation, biological process: gibberellin biosynthetic process. The record is from RefSeq and is a predicted model, not a curated record. The transcript has 14 exons. Bases 50 to 2518 code for a protein of 822 amino acids. NCBI's taxonomy places the organism in Eukaryota, Viridiplantae, Streptophyta, Magnoliopsida, Cucurbitales, Cucurbitaceae.
GUCAUACAAACCCAACAACCAGAAGAAGAACAAGCUUAAAUUCUCUUCCAUGAAAGCUCUCUCUCUCUCUCGCCCUUUUCCUUGCUCCUCCGAUGCCACCAAGCUCUCCUCCCGGCCGCCACCACCGCCGCCGGGUGGCUGUUCAUUCAAGGUUGAAUCCAUCAGGAGUAGCAGAAUCAUCAAAUGCAAUGCUAUUUCUAAGCCUCCAACUCAAGAGUACAGCGAUGUGCUUCAAAGCGGCGUGCCAGUUAUAAAGUGGCAGCAGUUUGUGGAAGAUGACAUAGAAUCAGAAACUACCGCACACGUGUUGAUUUCUAAAGAGAUAGAGGAGAGAGUGAACCGGAUAAAGUCAAUGCUGAGCUCGAUGGACGACGGUGACAUAAGCAUCUCGGCUUAUGACACGGCCUGGGUGGCGCUAAUACCGAGAGUUCUUGAUGGUGUUAAGACUCCGUUGUUCCCUUCUUCGCUUGAAUGGAUAGCACAGAAUCAACUCCCUGAUGGGUCGUGGGGCGACAGUGGAAUAUUCUCAGCUCAUGAUCGAAUUCUCAGUACCUUGGCUUGUGUUUUGGCGUUGAAUUCAUGGAAGCUCCACCCUGACAAGUCUGAGAAAGGCAUGGUUUUCUUAAACAAAAACAUUUCCAAGCUGGAAGAUGAGAACGCCGAGCACAUGCUGAUUGGGUUUGAGGUUGCCUUCCCGUCGUUGAUGGAGUUUGCUAAAAGGUUGAACCUCCAAGUCCCCACGGACUCGCCGGUGCUGCAAGAGAUUAACCACAGAAGGAGCAUAAAGUUAACAAGGAUACCAAAGGAAAUAAUGCAUAAAGUGCCCACUACGUUAUUGCAUAGUUUGGAAGGGAUGGAAGGCAUGGAGGGUUUGGAUUGGGGAAUGCUUCUGAAAUUGCAGGCUCCAGAUGGGUCUUUCUUGAAAUCUCCUGCUUCCACUGCCUUUGCAUUCAUGAAAACCAAUAACUCAAAUUGCUUCAAAUAUUUGGAAUCGGUUGUCAGCCGCUUUAAUGGCGGAGUACCCAAUGUGUACCCCGUGGAUUUGUUCGAACAUAUUUGGGCUGUGGAUAGAUUACAACGACUUGGGGUUUCAAGAUUUUUUCACCCAGAAAUCGUUGAGUCUGUGGAUUAUUUGCGGAGACAUUGGACUGAUAAAGGGAUAUGUUGGGCAAGAGAUGUGGAGUUUUAUGAUAUCGACGACACCGCCAUGGGAUUCAAACUUCUCCGGCUGUUCGGCCACGAAGUUUCUGCAGAGGUGUUCAAGAAUUUCGAGAAAGAUGGGGAGUUUGUGUGCAUAGCGGGGCAAUCGACGCAGGCGGUGACCGGGAUGUUCAACCUGUACCGGGCUUCCGAUCAGGUAAUGUUCCCGGGGGAGAAAAUUCUGGAGGAUGCAAAGCAAUUUUCCUACAAAUUCCUCAGAGAGAAACAGGCUGCUGAUGAGCUUUUGGACAAGUGGAUCAUCACCAAGGACUUGCCUGGAGAGGUUGGUUAUGCUCUUGAUGUUCCAUGGUUUGCGAGUUUACCUCGGGUCGAGACUCGUUACUUCAUAGAACAGUAUGGUGGGGAAAAUGAUAUUUGGAUAGGCAAAACUCUCUACAGGAUGUUCAAGGUAAACAAUGACACAUACUUGGAGCUUGCAAAAUUGGACUACAACAAAUGCCAACUAUUGCAUCAGAAUGAGUGGGUUGAUAUUCAAAAAUGGUACACAGAGAACAAUCUGAGAGAUUAUGGAAUGAGAAGAACCAGCCUUUUGUUCUCAUAUUUUGGUGCAGCGUGUAGCAUUUUCGAACCAGAGAGGGCUAAGGAGAGGCUUGCAUGGACCAAAACGGCUGCGUUGGUCGGAGCCAUUGAGUCCCAUUUCAAGGACGCCAAUGCUGACCAACGACGAGCCUUCAUCCAACAAUUCAUAAACUUCGAUGCAAUAGAUCAAGCCUACGAUACUAAUGCGUGGAGGGCAGGCAAUGUGCAGCAAAAGGGAGGAGGACAAGGACUAGUUGGGAUUUUGCUUCGAACUCUAACGAGUAUCUCGUUGGAUAUAUUGGUGUCGCAUGGUUUCGACAUCACCCACCAUUUGCAUCAAGCUUGGGAGAAAUGGCUGUUUAAGUGGCAAGAAGAUGGAGAUGUGCACAAGGAAGAGGCAGAGUUAUUGGUGGGAACAAUAAUUCUCAACUCAGGCUGUUCAACUUUGGAGGAUCUGUUGUCCAAUCCUCAAUAUCAGAAGCUUUCCUACCUCACAAACAAAGUGUGCCAUCAACUAGGUCACUUUAAAAAGCACAAGGUAACGAACGGUGGGAUUUAUAAGGAGAAAACAGAGAACAAAAUGCCCCCAGAGAUAGAAGAAGACAUGAGGAAACUUAUGCAGAUGGUGAUCCAAAACUCCUCAGAUGGCAAUGACAUUGACUCACCAAUCAAGAACACAUUUCUAACGGUAGCAAAAAGUUCGUACUAUGCAGCCUAUUUCGAUCCUUGGACUAUCAACUACCACAUUGCCAAGGUCCUAUUUGAAAGAGUCUUCUAAUCCUAGCUAGCUAGCCACACAGCACAGCCAUGUUGUAUUGUCAAUUUUUGUAUAUCCUUCACCACAUGGAAUACAAAAACUUUGGUCUGCGUUUUGUUUGUCAAUGAAAAACAUCAUCUUUGAAAACCCAAAUCAUAGCCGCUUUGACAGCAAUUUAAUGUGAGACAACUCGAUCGAUGGAUAUA